GGCGCGUGCCAUGGUCUGCGUGUCAUGGUCUGCGUGUCAUAACGGGCAUAGGCAUUAAACGAAUUUGGUCUCUCUGGUUAUUUUGGAAGGAUGUUUAAGGAUGUUGAUUCAUGACAAACAACCAGACUAUGUCGGUGCCUAAGUCCCAACUAGGCAAGAAGCAAACCCGUUCUCAGAGCAAAGACUCAAAAAAGCCCAACGAUUUAGGCAAGCUUUCUUCCGCUUCCGCAGUACUGCUAGAUUUUGAGGAUGGAGACGUCAAAUCUGACUUUAAAGAAGCUUAUAAUGCUUUGAAGACAGCUUAUUUGGAUGUCAAAGCUAAGUACUUUGAGGUAAAAGGCGAAAACUCAAGACUAAUAAGACAAGUACAGCAUUCUAAGAAUGGAUCUAAAAAGAGGGUCCAAGCAGUACAAGAACACAUCGAUUCCUCUGCACAAGUAAAGCUCCUCAGAGAAGCACUUGAAACUGCAGAAAAAGAAAAGAAAGAACUUCAAGAGAAAUUAUCCAAUAGCUUUACAGCCUACAAGGAGAAAUACCAACAAUACAUUGACCUGCAGAAUACUUGCAGAGAGCUAAAGACCAAAUUAGAGGAACAACCAAAAAAUGCCAUGGCUUCAGUUGCCAGUAGUGCAACAUCACAAAAGAAGGAAGAAAAAAAGGCUCACUGCACACACGCAACAAAAGUAACUUGUGAUAGCCUUGCGAACUUGAAGGUCCUUUUAGGCUGUUGUGGGCUAAAGACCUUGGAAGAUGGUGAGGACAGAGUUCUGAGUAUUACUGACAAGGACAAGUUCUUGAAGUGGCUAAAUGAUAUUACUCAUGGGAAAGACUUUGAUGAACCUAGUCGAGCACCUUCUUGUGCAGCUCAAAAGACAGAAUCUUCAGAUAUAUUGGACACGCUCAAACGGACCAAGGAAUAUUAUGAUGAAAUGAUAACUUCAUAUGAGAGAAAAGUUACUCUACUAAAGCAGAAGAUUGUAGACCAAGGAUCUGAACUUAAAAAACUUUAUUCCUUGUUGGAUAUCCUGCAUGAGAAAACUCAAACUGGAACUAACGCUGGGCAAACGGUGUCAACAAACCCGGCAGUGACUAAAAGAGAAAAAGAGAGAAGAAAGCUGUUAGAAUUGGUGAGAAACAUCACUAAUAUCAUCAGUAACUCUGAGAAGCUCCAACGUGAACUUGCACAACAAAAGACCCAAAUUCAGCGCCUAGUAGGAGUCAUAAACAGAACCAAGCAAGUCAAAGUUAAUGUGAUGUCGAGGAUAGCCCUAAUGCGAGAGUUUUCCCGGACACGUAGCACGGCCCAAGCUGAAAAACAAAAAGAAGAUCCUGAAAGUACUCAUAAGGGCUUAACAGAUGUUAGGGACCUUUCCUCUAUUGAACCUUUGAGUGUCCCAGUUCAAGUAUCAGACUUUGCAACGCCGCAGGCACGUUCGCUCCCAAACUCAUAUAACUAUGAUAUGGUUCCCACUCCACAACUGAGAAAGUCAUGGCCCAAAUCUAGAAACUUUAAUGUCAGAGGACCUCGUCAUACAAAUACAGCUGAGGUCAAUGUGUCAAAAGGGCAAAUAGUUCCCUCCGAGCUGCAAGAGAAUGAAAAUCAGCCACCAUCUUGCGAAGACGACCUGUCUCAGCUUACAGUUGAACAAUUUCAUGAUAACGAUGACAUUGUUGUGAUAGAUGAUGAAUAUGAUGACGAUGACACCAUUGGGGCUUGUGGAACCACCGCGCCUCCUGCUACGGAUACGGCAUGCCGGGAAUGCCCAAUGUGCUCAUUGUCUUUUUCGCCAGGAACUGCACAAAAUGAGUUUGAGAAGCAUGUGGAAGGCCAUUUUAAAGGUCAAUGAAGUAAAAACAAGCCAAUCAUCAUCAUUUUUUUUGUAAAGCGCACUUGUGUACAUAGAAGAAGCAAUAUGCACCGUGUUUAUGUACAUUGCUGCAUCGAGCAUGGCUCCUGUACUUGCGAACUUGAAACUGUGUUUUUGGACCUUUGGCUGUAAUAAUAAAAGCAUUUGUGAUUAUUGAUACUUUGACCUGGACUUUCAUGCUCAACCUAAAACAUUUCCCUACGACGCAAAUGUCGCAUAGACAGACUGCGCCAUGUCCGGCAACAUGCUGGACCUUUCCUAGAACCAUGGGAGGAAUUCCGAAAAACAGCAAGAGUUUAAAGAUAACGACAGAUAAAAGACAUCCAACAAGUUGAUAACUCUAUCUUCUCAAAAUGAACCGGUUGGCGCUAGUCCUCCUCUGCAUGUUCCUGACCGCUGUUCUGAUGCCAAACAGAGUGCAAGGUUUCUUCAAGGCCGGUCGAGAACUCAAGGAGAAGUCCGCUGACAGCAACGAGCGCAGACAGUUCAAUGAGGGUUCGGUAGCGGAAGAAGAGGCCCGCAAAGAAUUCUUGCGUGCACUACUCCGAAGCGCCGAGAGAAGGAGUAAAACCGACGAUUAUCAGUGAAUAUAUAGAUUACCAAGUGUAGAUACAACAACUCAAAGGAUCUUCUGAUGUCUCAGCCAACAGUUCACAUCUCUCGUGUGGACCAGGACAGCAUUGUAUAAUAAAACAACCGACACAUUUAUCACGAAAAUAACAUUUGACUGCCCCGUCUUGCCUUUAUUAUUUGUAAGAGAAAUACAAAAUAAAGCACGAUACAAAUGCA
Nematostella vectensis (starlet sea anemone) is the source of this 2657-nucleotide messenger RNA. Its product is annotated as tax1-binding protein 1 homolog. The record is from RefSeq and is a predicted model, not a curated record. The coding region runs from base 111 to 1847 and encodes 578 amino acids. NCBI's taxonomy places the organism in Eukaryota, Metazoa, Cnidaria, Anthozoa, Actiniaria, Edwardsiidae. The transcript has 6 exons.